CAGACACACAGACACCUGUCAAAAUGUCCAAGGAGCUUCUCCUUCUCUGGCUGGUGACAGAGCUCUGGUGUCUUUAUCUGACACCAGCUGCCUCCGAGGAUACAGUAACAGGGUUUUUGGGCCAGUCGGUGACUUUGCCUUGUCAGCACUCAUCCUGGUCCAGGAACCGCAACAGCAUGUGCUGGGGCAAAGGUGCAUGUCCCAAUUCCAAGUGCAACCAGGAGCUUCUCCACACAGAUGGAACAAAAGUCGUCUCCAGGAAGUCAUUCAAAUACACACUUCAGGGGAGAAUCUGGCGGGGCAAUGUGUCCUUGACCAUCUCAAACACCAAUCACGGUGACAGUGGGGUGUACUGCUGCCAUAUAAAGGUUCCUGGCUGGUUCAAUGAUGUCAAGAAGACUGUGCGCCUGGAGCUGAGGAGAGCUUCGUAGUAUUCCCUGCCUCUAAGAUUGGAGCUUUGCAAAACAUAGCAGUUGUGGGGUCCCAAGCUGAAGACAAUGGCUACAUAAUUGAAGACAAUGGUUAUCCUACUGAAUGAGUCCCAGCAGCCCUCUGAGGGGCUUAUUCCUGAGAUUGGAAAGACAACAACCAGAUUGGACAGUGAAAACAACCUUUACAGUUCCAGGGUUAUUUUCUGUGUCGGUUCAUCCAGCAGUGGUGAAGAGGGUGACCCUCAGCUGUUUGUACUCAAACUCACUGUUAACAUCAUCAUAAUUCUUAUGUUCACACUGCCUCAGUCUCUCCACACACUACAGUGCAUUCUCUCAAACAUGAACAUUUUAAAAUGUUAUAUUUCCUUUGGUCAACAUCAUCAUCAGUAGUAUAGGAAAUAGACUGCUGCCUUGGUUAUUAACAACCAUUAACAGAGAAAAAGGAUUAAAAUUUUUUUUUAAAAAAGUGAGCACAGGUGGGAUGGGCAUCCUGAAUUUAGAAGCAUUUCAUGAUCAUGAUUUAUCUAUUUUAUUGUAAUUUGAAAUGUCACUUUCUUUCCCCUCCUCAAAGGGUAAAAUCAUGGGAACAUUCAGGCUUUAAUUUCCCUAAUAGAUAAAUAGAAGGAAUUCUAAUGUCACCAUUAGAGUUGGUUAUACUUUCUCAUAGCUCUGGAAAUAUGAUGCAUUAUUAUGUGGUUGAUGUUAGGAUAAGGAUGGGUGUUUCAUGUCAGGAGAGGUUGCCAUGGUGAGAAUGGACCAGGCAGACAUCAGGGAAGAAAACAGUGGACCAAGGACUGAGUUCAUUAGUGCUGUUUCCACUGCAGUCUGACUUGGUGCUCAGUGUCCUGUCCUCACCCACUGGACUCUGAAUUAGGUGCUGGAAGGAGACAAUGCAGACAUGAAGGGGAAAGGGGGAGCAGGACCCAGGCUCUCUGCCUGGGAGAAGUCCUGUGCCAGGGGUGACCGGGUUUGGGACUAUCACUGGUUUCAUUCAGAGUUCUAAAUUUAUAAUUGCCUCCAGACUUAAAUUUAUUUCAGAAGUCCAGGGCUGGAUAAAGGGCUGAGCAGUCAAGGGCACUUGCUGUUCUCACAGGAGACACUGAUUCUAUUCUCAGGAUCCCCGUGAGUCCAUUCACAGAUGCCUGUAACUCCAUUUGAAAGGGAUCCCACCCUCUUUUUCUGACCUCCUUGGGUAGGUACACAUACCCCAUAUACACAUAAAUAAAAAUUUAAAAAUUUCAACCCCUAAAAAGAGCCAUGAGUAAAAGAAGUCCCCUGUCUCCUCUCUUUUUUCUUCUCCUUCCUGUCCCAACUCCCUCUAAUUGUCUUACACUUUUGUUUUUUCUGUCAAUGAGUAAAGGGUGUGUGUAUGUGUGUGUGUGUGUGUGUGUGUGUGUGUGUGUGUGUGUUUUGAAUGGGAAAGGUAGUUUUGUGGGAAAUCUUUUUGCUUUCCACUUAGUUUUGCUGUAAGCAUAAAUUGUUCUUAAUAAACAAAAUCUGUUGAAAAAUA
Peromyscus leucopus (white-footed mouse) is the source of this 1941-nucleotide messenger RNA. RefSeq names its product T-cell immunoglobulin and mucin domain-containing protein 4-like. The record is from RefSeq and is a predicted model, not a curated record. The transcript has 3 exons. NCBI's taxonomy places the organism in Eukaryota, Metazoa, Chordata, Mammalia, Rodentia, Cricetidae. The coding region runs from base 24 to 431 and encodes 135 amino acids.